UUUUAUUUCUGGAUCGACGACGACCGGCCAUUUCGCUAUAGCCACACGCGCACUCUUUAUAACCACAAUACAUAUUAUCAUAUUAUUAUAACAGUUUCCGUCACGAAAAUCUCGGCGUACUCCAAGAAAUCAUAAUAUUAAGACGUUCGCGCGCACACCGAUUUUUAACGAUAUAUACCUAUCAAUAUUAUUAUGUAGAAACAAUUUGUCACGUAGGUGACUAUUGGGUUUUCGGUUUUUAGUUAACGGGAAUCGCUAGUUGAUUUCGCAAACAUGUUGAUGGAUGUUGAUUUUGACGAUGAUACGCCGAACCGAUGCACCACACUCGUCUACUAUGCAUGGAAGAUAUUCACGUGCUUGUUCCUGCACGUGUUACUUGUCACCAUGGUCGUGCUGUAUUGUUUGCUCGGAGCCUUUGCUUUCGAACGUCUCGAAUCAGCGAACGAAAUUGAAGUGAAGAAUAGUAUUCGUGUCAUGAGGAUGAAUGUAACCACAGAUCUUUGGAAAUACACCAAAAAUUCAUUGGUUCUCCAACAAGAUAAUUUUACUACAAACGUAACAGCCCGGUUGCAGAAAUUUGAAGACGAUUUGAUUUACGCAAUUAAACGUAAAGGUUGGGACGGCGAAGAAGACACUAAAAUACAACAAUGGACUUUCACUGGGGCUUUAUUUUACUCAAUAAUUGUCAUCACAACUAUUGGUUACGGUCAUAUCGCCCCGAAAACCCUAAACGGAAAAAUAGCCACUAUAUUUUACGCGAUCGUCGGUAUACCGUUGAUGCUACUGUGCCUGUCAAAUAUCGGCGACAUAAUGGCGCAUUCCUUCAGGUUCCUCUAUUGGAAAGUAUGCUGUUACACGUGCACCAGGCGGCAGAGACGAGUACAGUCCCUGAGGAGGUCCCGCAGUCAAAGGUCCACUACAAGAUCACACGGCGGUUCCAGGACCACGUCACUAAAAAGAACGGGUCGAAUAUCACAGAGAUCCGCAGACAGCGCUCUUGGAAUGUCGGACUGUUACACCAGAUCUUCUUAUUCGGACACCGAAUGCAGGUAUUACGAUAAAAUGGAAAGAGAAUACGCCAUGUUCGGAGGCGGGAUGCCCGUUAAAGCCCCUAACCGAUAUUCACAGCAGUCCAGGUACUCUGAUACCGUACCGUUAAGAAGGCACUCCCCGGCCAUUAAGCCUAGAUCGACCAGUCAGAACAGUGGUCACCGAAAUAAUGCCAACCAUUAUUACCAAGGGCGAUAUCGAGUACAAGAUCCAAGUUAUUCCGACGGUGAUCAACUAGAUGGACCAGAACUGCAGCAAGUGCCAUCGAUUUUAUUUAACAAAUAUGCACUGGACAGGGAAGAAUCUAGAAGAAUUCAUCCGAAGCAAAGCCACGAGAUCCGCCGGAACAUCCGGGGUCACUCGGCCGCGCCGAAUUUAGCGACGGAAACGCCGUCCGGCACGUUGCGGACAAACAGCCGAAGCAAAACACCUCAGCAUCUGGUCGUGGACAUGCUGCCGAUGGACCAUCCCGACCAGGAUUACUACCCGAAACCGAAAUUCCGUUCAAGACAUCGGAAUUCCAAUCAGAGUAGGUCUCGAGAAGAAUUCUUGGGCGGCGGCGGCUGUGGCGGCGGUGGAGGCGGUAAGGGCAAACGCUUGGAAGUGAUGGCACCCAGCCCACGUAUCAUGUCGCCGCUGGGUUUCGCCGUGAACCGGCAGUACCCCCGGCGGUCGACCCGGUACAGCGACUACUACGACGACACGGAACCCUGUGAGUUCGACGACAACAACCCUGACCACAUCAAGCCUGUGCCCAUAUGGCUGUGCGUACUCCUGGUGGUCAGCUACAUAAUCAUGGGCGCAUUCCUGUUCAAGAGCUGGGAGAACUGGGAGUUCCCGGACUCGGCGUACUUCUGCUUCAUAACGCUCACCACCAUCGGGUUCGGUGACUUCGUGCCCGCCCAGCGGGUGAUGAACAAGGGUGACGACACCAAGCUGCGCAUAUGGUUCUGCUCGCUGUACCUGCUCUUCGGCAUCGCCCUGUUGGCCAUGAGCUUCAACCUCGUCCAGGAGGAGGUCAUCAGCAACGUCAAGACCGUGGCCCGGCACCUGGGCAUCAUCAAGGACGAGGACGAGGAGGAGUCCGAGUGACGCCGCGCGCGGCACUUGUUGAAUAACAGAAAAUAAUAAUAAUAAUAAUAUAAUAUCAUCGUCGAGUAUGUAGAAAUAACAAUAUAAUAAUUAUAUGUAGGUAGUUAUACGCAUAUAAUAUAGCAGGGGUGGCCACAACGAGGCCCGCGAGUCAGUUUCGUGCGGCUCUAAGAUAUUUCUAUAAAUAAAUAAAUGUUUAAUACAAUUUAAUAUUAUAAUAUAAUAUCAGGUAUUUAAUAUUUAACAUAUUUUAAUAUUGCUUCAUUUGUUAUAAAAUGAAAAAUGGUGUCUUCAUUUUAUAAACAUCUCUUAACAGUGUGGCUCGCCUCAUAUUAGCUUCAUAAUUUUGCGGCUCCCAAAAUUAAGAUUAGUGGCCACUCCUGCCACCCCUGUAAUAUAGGAACCGAAAACGUCGUGUUGUGACUUUCGCGUGAAUAUUGUUUUAAAUAAUAUGUUAUAUUACGAUGUUAUAAUUAUUGUGUUCUAUAGGUUGACAGUCUGCGCUCGUUUUGAAUAUUUUACCUGUCUUAGGUGAUUGAAGUGUGUAGACCGUUUUAAGAAACGUUUUAAUAACCGUGCCUAUGGUAAUUUUAUUGAUAGUCCGUUUGCGAAAACGAAAAAGACGAUAAAAAAGAUUUUCAAUUCCAACCGAAAUUUUAAAUUUAAAUAUUACUAUAUUCCUGGUGAUAAUAUAUGAUUUUUACAUUUACUUCAUUCCUACCAUAGAUGAACCAAUCGUUAUUUCAAUUAUUUUAUAUAAAACGACAUUUUAGCGAUCUGUACAUAAAAUAUUAUAAAAUAUAACGUACAAUAUUCUAUGUUUUACACUAUUCAAUUUCACGCGUAACUACACAAUUUGUAUUGCUAUUAAAUUGACUAUUAUAGACAUAUUAUAACUAAAAACAGUAUGUAUAAAACAUUAUUACGUUUUACGUGUGCAAACAGUCUAUCAAAUUACAGGUUAUUAAAAUGUGUACAAAAUGUGCGCUGACGGUUGUCACUAGCAGUCAUUAUACAGUAUAAAUACUCUUCCGUCGUUCAUCUGAGGGGUUGUGCGGGAAUCGCCUAUAUACAUUGUAUAUGUUGAUAGGUUUAUAAUAAUAUUUAUUUUAAUAUUAUAAUAUAUUAUAGAAAACGCGUUUUAAUAACUUUUAUUAUUAGCAAUAAUUAAUUCCUAUAUAUUAUGUAAAAUCGUUGGAAAUUUAACGGGUGAAAAUAGUAGAAAACCUUAUUCGUAUCCGACCGAAAGACGAAACUCCGUCGUCGUUAUGACCGUUUUCAGGUAACGAUAUUAUUAUUAUUAUUAUUAUUAGUGCGCGCGCAUCACCUUUUUGAUCUUCCAAAUUGAUCCGUCGUCCGUACAGUGCGGAUUUGCCCUCGAUCUAUAUAACGAUAAAUUCUUCACACCUGUUGACAAUAGAACAUAAAUUAUUAUACAAGGACCAUAUUAUUAUUAUUAUUGUUUUAAAAUACUUCCGACUGACUGUAUAAAUAUAUUUUGGAAAUAGUUCAAUUAUUAAUCGGUAUAUCCACGAUCUACCUACGUAUUAUUAAACGAUAGUUUUAAUUAAAAUUCGUAGCAAAUAUAGCGUUAUUUAUAAAAGCAACGUAACGAUAUUAAAUUUGCACCAAAUUAAAACUGACAUAGUGUAAACUUGACGUAGUUACUUUAUGCGCUAGAACUUCACUGUGUAUACAAGCCUGCAAAAGUGUAAUUUAGCUCCAGAGUACAUAAACGAAGAAAACGGGGUCACGAAUCUUUGAUAAGGAUCUGCUGCCGUUUAAAUCUCUAAAGCUAUCAACGUAAUGUGUUAUAGUGCAUUUCAAGUACCUAAUGGAGUAAUGAAGAUAUUGAUAAAAUUUUAUUAUAUAUUUAGAUAAUCUACAACGUAAAAUGGCGCAAAAAAUAAAAUACCAGCGAUUUUAUUUACCCAACAAACCAUUACCAAUUCUUUUUGUAAAAUAUUAAAUGUAUCUUUCCGACUGUUGGGUUUUUUUCUGAAUAGGCUUCGGAGUCAACACGACUUCUGUCAUUCUAUCCAUAACAAUUUAAUCAUUUCGAUUUUAGACGAUUACAUUUAAGUGCCUGUAUUUAUAUUUUAUUUUAUGAAGGGGAAUCUAAAAAUAUUGCAAUAACACCAUCUUAAAUAAUAUAUAUUGAUGUAAAUAUUAAUGUCUCGAAAAUCAAGUUUCGUUUUCACAUACAAUUUUGAAUAAAUUUAACCGUACAUAUUUUAUUAAAAAUAAAAAUAUGAAACAUUUUUAUUGAAAAUUACAAUUAUAUUAAAUACUAAAUUCAAAUAUCCUCAUUAUAAUAUUAUUAUUAUAUUCAUAUUUACUUGGAAUAUGGAAAGUACCUUCCAAGUAUUACAUUAGUAAAAUAUUACCUAGUUAAUCUAUUUAUUUUUAUUUUACAGACGUCUAUAUGUCUAAUAAGUACUAACAUUAAGCUAUUGAAUGAGUAUUACGAUUUUAUUAUUACAUUUCAUUCUUAGAUAGGUACUUGUGUUCGUAAUAUUCUUACAAUUUUAUUUGUAUUUUAUUUUGUCAUUUAAUACUAAAAACUCCCGAGAGAAAUGUUUCACUACAAAUAUGUUUUUUGUAUAACAUUUUUAUAAUUGCAUUUAUUAUGUUUCGAAUUAAUUUUAGUUUACUAAUCAUAGUAAUAAGUUUAAUUAAAAAUAUUUUUAAUUAUGAAAGACAUUCAAAAUAAUUAGUAAUUGAAAUUUAUAUAAUUAAGGAAACUGAUUGUAACUUUAUUAGAUUGCAUAAAUAUUAUUUAUUACAUUUUUAUAUGGCUUAAAAUCUAUAAGGAACAGCUGUUCAGUCAAUUUAUAAUAGCCCUCAACAAUCUUAAACGUUUAUUUAAGUUUUAAAAAAAUAUAUAUUUAUAAGUUGUUUCAAUAUCAUUGCACUCUCAAAAUGCCGACUUUACAUUUUUUUAUGAAUGACUUAAAAUAAAUCAAUUUUAUUUUCAAGUGAACUUUAACGAUUAGUUUAGAAUAAGAUACUUGUAUUAAUAAUUUCAUGUUAAAUAGAUUAUACUGGUAUAUUUUUUUUUUGUGUUCUGUUUUUUUUAGAGUGUUCCAAUGAUAAAAAAAUGUUUGUUAAGUAUUUUACUCUGCUUUUUAUUGUUCUUAUCACUACGACUUUAAAGUAGUUUGAAGUAUAGACAUUUAUUUAUUCAUCUUUUAAAGGUAUAGGUAUUAGGUACACUAUACAUUAUUUAAAUUGCAUGUCUACAGACGUAAAUGCACAUAAAAAGAACUUUUAAAAACUAUAAUAUGAUUGUGUGCUCGUUAAAGUAGAAAUUAUUAUUAUCUUUGAAAACCUUUUUUUCAACAAUAAUGAUUUCAUAACCUAGCCAGUAAUUUAGUGAUAUUAUUAUAAACAAUAGGUACUUUUCGUUUAGAAUUAAUAUUCAAGAAUAUUAUAUCCAUCCUUUUUUUUUUAUUUCGAGACUUGCGUUGAUAUUUAUCAUAUUAAUAUAU
This is a messenger RNA of Metopolophium dirhodum (rose-grain aphid), 5633 nucleotides long. RefSeq lists its product as uncharacterized. Lineage: Eukaryota; Metazoa; Arthropoda; Insecta; Hemiptera; Aphididae. The transcript is spliced from 8 exons. The coding region runs from base 274 to 2142 and encodes 622 amino acids. Gene Ontology annotation, molecular function: potassium ion leak channel activity. Gene Ontology annotation, cellular component: membrane. Gene Ontology annotation, biological process: stabilization of membrane potential; potassium ion transmembrane transport. The record is from RefSeq and is a predicted model, not a curated record.